Messenger RNA from Aegilops tauschii subsp. strangulata, 989 nucleotides. Its product is annotated as membrane-anchored ubiquitin-fold protein 3. NCBI's taxonomy places the organism in Eukaryota, Viridiplantae, Streptophyta, Magnoliopsida, Poales, Poaceae. The record is from RefSeq and is a predicted model, not a curated record. Gene Ontology annotation, molecular function: protein binding.
UCCCUCCCCCACCCUCCCCCCUCCCCCCCUCCUCCUCGCCGAGUCGCCGUCCCUUCGCUUUCAACCCCCCUCGGGCGAAAGCAAGAAUUCCUCGCUAGAAUCCGACCCCGGGCCGAUUUGCGUGGCUUCUGUGCGGCCCUUUCUGCGCCAUGGACUUCUGAUCCGGGGCCUCUCUCGGAUCUUGGGGGGAAGAAGGUGGGUGGCGGGCGGUGGGCGGUGAGCCGGCCGGGAGAUGGCCGGCGGGAAGGAGCCGAUCGAGGUCAAGUUCCGGCUCUUCGACGGCACGGACAUCGGCCCCAGCAAGUACGACCCCGCCACCACCGUCUCCGCGCUCAAGGACUUCAUCCUCGCCCGGUGGCCGCAAGAUAAGGAAAUAACUCCAAAAACUGUCAAUGACCUGAAGCUCAUCAAUGGUGGAAAGAUAUUGGAGAAUAACCGGACACUUGCCGAGUCGCGUGUUACAAUAGGAGAGGUCCCUGGAGGUGUAAUUACAAUGCAUGUGGUAGUGCGCCCUCCACAAGUUGACAAAAACCGUGAGAAGCAGCUGGGCAAUUCCCCCAAGCAGAACAGAUGCGGAUGCACCAUACUGUGAUACGGCACCCCCCUGGUGAUGUUCGAUGCGCCUAGUUGUAGAAUUUCACUUGUGCUUUUGUUGCGUCCACGACGCGGUGUGUAUUCAUUUUGACAUCCAGUUCAUGGAGCCAUUGAAACUCGAUCUAGAAACGCAUGCAUGUACUCCUGAAAGCAUGUUUGGGAAUCUGGUGGGACUGGCUGGGAGUGAAGGUUCCUCCUUGGGAUGUUGCUGAUGUGUGCAGGAGUCAAGGAAUGGAUUGGAUGCUUGCUGUUGUGUAAAUUGUAAUGUGGAAACAACCAUCUUUUCAUUUUUCCUUUGGCCAUGUUUGACAUUAUAUCGAUUCUUUUUAGCGCUGCUGUUUGCCAUGUAAAACAGAUAUAUUGUACCAUUGGAAUAUAUAUACGGUUUUGCUAAA